This is a messenger RNA of Eruca vesicaria subsp. sativa (arugula), 865 nucleotides long. The record is from the annotation of a GenBank genome assembly. NCBI's taxonomy places the organism in Eukaryota, Viridiplantae, Streptophyta, Magnoliopsida, Brassicales, Brassicaceae.
CAAAAACUUUCUAUAGGUCGGUCACACAAUUAUUCGCUCUCUGUUUCUCUCUCUGUCUAUCAAUCAAUCUAUCUCCAGUGAGUGGUGAAUUAGUGGAGGAAGAAUCAGAUUCAGAGCCAAAAAUCAAACUUUGAGAGAGAAUGGGAUCUGGAGCUGGAAAUUUCAUCAAAGUUCUUUUGAGAAACUUCGAUGUUCUUGCUGGGCCUGUUGUUAGUCUCGUUUAUCCACUACAUGCUUCAGUGAGAGCAAUUGAAACUCAAUCUCACGCUGAUGACAAACAAUGGCUCACUUAUUGGGUUCUUUACUCUUUACUCACACUCUUCGAGCUCACAUUCGCCAAACUCAUUGAAUGGGUACCGAUAUGGUCAUAUGCCAAGCUGAUAUUGACUUGCUGGCUUGUGAUUCCUUACUUUAGUGGCGCUGCUUAUGUCUAUGAACAUUUUGUUAGGCCUUUGUAUGUUAACCCUCAGAGCAUUAACAUUUGGUAUGUGCCUAAGAAGAUGGAUUUCUUCAGAAAGCCUGAUGAUGUGUUGACAGCUGCUGAGAAGUACAUUGCUGAGAAUGGUCCCGAUGCUUUUGAGAAGAUCUUAAGCCGAGCUGAUAAAUCAAGAAGAUAUAAGCAGCAUGAGACCAUGUAUGGUGAGGAGUAUCAGUAUGAAGAGAACUUCAAAAGCUAUUAACUUUAGAGUGUUGUUGAAGCUAGCAAGUUCAUGUCUUUGAUGCUUGUUUGUUUUGCUGCUUACUAUUUUGUGUGAAUCUAUGUGGUGUAAAAAAAAGAAGUGCUAAUAAUGGAAUCAAAUUACAAUGUUUGUGAGACUAGACAACAUGAGGUUUGUUCAUAUAUCUUUAAACUUAUUGAAACCUG